CUUGUUGUUUGCCUGUGUACGCACGCAUAAAUAAAAUUAAACAUAUUUUACGAUAUAAAUUCCAAUUAAAACUUUGCUGGCUCACUUAUAUAGGCUGCUACAAUUGAAUUUCAAAAUAUAUUACAAUCUUAGUGACUAAACAUGACAGAAGUACAGUUACAAGAGUUCAAACUCGACCCAGAUUCUGAAUUACGUUUUGAAGUCGAAUCUAAAAAUGAAAAAGUGGUUCUAGAGGUUAAGAGUGGGUAUGCGGAGUUAUUUGGCACAGAACUGGUUAAAGGCAAGCCUUAUGAGUUCCAUACGGGCGCUAAAGUAGCGGUGUUCACAUGGCACGGAUGUACAGUGGAGCUGCGAGGCAAGACAGAAGUCAGCUAUGUGGCCAAGGAGACUCCUAUGGUGGUAUACUUGAAUGUCCAUGCGGCGUUGGAACAACAGAGAGUGGCAGCAGAGCAGGAGAACACUCGGGGCCCAGUGGCUAUGGUCGUAGGUCCCGGAGACGUGGGCAAGUCCACGUUGACAAGGCUCCUCCUGAAUUACGCAGUCAGGAUGGGAAGACGACCAAUAUAUGUUGACCUUGACGUUGGUCAGGGAGGGAUUAGUGUUCCUGGGACUAUUGGCGCCCUCCUUGUGGAGCGACCAGCGUCAAUCGAGGAGGGUUUCAGCCAGCAGGCUCCGCUGGUGUACCACUUCGGGCACAGCUCCCCCGAACACAACCUGGAGCUGUACAACACCAUCGUCUCACGCCUCGCGGAGGUCAUCGCCGAGAGAUGCGAGAAUAAUAAAAAAGCGUCAACGUCUGGCGUGAUCAUCAACACGUGCGGGUGGGUGAAGGGUGCGGGGUACAAGGUGCUCACACACGCAGCGCAGGCGUUCGAGGUGGACGUGAUCCUAGUUCUAGACAACGAGAGGCUGUACAACGAGUUGAAGAGGGACAUGCCGAAGUUCGUCAAAGUUGUAUACCUGCCUAAAAGUGGAGGGGUGGUGGAGCGGUCGCCGUCGCAGCGGGCGGAGGCGCGCGACGCCCGCAUCCGCGAGUACUUCUACGGCAAGCGGACGCCCUACUACCCGCAUUCUUUUGACGUCAAGUUCACUGACCUCAAGAUAUACAAGGUGGGCGCGCCGUCGCUGCCGGACUCGUGCAUGCCGCUGGGCAUGCGCGCGGAGGACGCGCUCACCAAGCUGGUGGGCGUGUGGCCGGGCGCGGCGCUGCAGCACCGCCUGCUGGCCGUGUCCUUCGCCGCCGCGCCCGACGACGACGUGCUGCACUCCAACCUCGCCGGCAUCGUGGUCGUCACGGCAGUGGACGUGGACCGGCAGACCCUGACGAUCCUGUCCCCGCAGCCGCGGCCGCUGCCCAACACGGUGCUGCUGCUGUCGGAGCUGCAGUACAUGGACAACCACUAGCGGUCGCUAGCCCCGAAGUACGGGGUCUUUCCAACUCACUCCCGUUACCAGGCGCAUUGGUGAUGCAUCAAUACGAAAUAUUAACUAGUGAACACGGGUUGCGUUGUCGCGCGCGGCGCGGUAACUACGCGUGGCAAUGUAACUUUAGUUCGAAUAUCAGUAGUUCGAUGAAAUGUGAGUUGUUCGAUGAAUCCUUCGGCCAACCGUUCGUCGGUAAAAGAGGGGUUCGAUACAAAGUUGACUCGGAAGAAUGAUCAUUCGUUAAAAAGGGUUUCGAAAAAUAUUUCAGUCGAAUAAGCAUUCAUCGAACUACUGACAUUCGAACUAAAGUUACAGACCCACUACACGCGACUAUACCAUUAUGUAACGUAGCAGAGUCCGAAACCUACGUCCGACAGUCGCUUCUCCGUCGAACAGAAUGAAAGGUUCUGUCGGUGAACCGUUCGACGGAGAAGCGACUGUCGGACAUAGGCUUCAGACUCAACGUAGCAUGAUUAGAAUGAGAGUAGUAUAUCGCCUAGUGCGAAAGAGGCGUAUCUCCCUUCUCUUUCGCAUUAAAAGUAUACAGUUUUGUGCGAAAGGACUAGAGAUAUGUUACUCUUAUUAUGCUACGUUAAUUAUGGUGUAAUAGACUGCAGGUAUAAUAUGUAUGGCGAAAUCGUCGCCCGCGCACCCGAUGUUUACACGCGUAAUGUAAGCGCAAGGGUAAAAGAUUUACACAAUGCGUAUAACAGUAACUUAAAAGCGUAUUUCGUAUUUUUGAAGCACCUGUCGUUGAUUUGUUUGUCUUCUAACCUGAAGACAAAGUGUAAGUGUGAUUGUAAAGUAACCUUGAAAGUAAACGAAGAGACUUAUUUGCAAAACGAUUUAAGUGUAGUGAUAGUAUUAUAAUUUUGCCUUAUAGUAAAAACCAUGGUAUAAGAAAACCAGGUAUGCUCAAAAGUGACAGCUAACAUCUCCCGCCCCGUGUUGCCAUUUCGAAAAAAUAAAUUACCCACAACCAAUAUUUUUAUAUUUAUUUUGCAAGGAAAUUUUGAACUUUUGGUAAAAGAUUUACUUACAGUUUUAAUGGGUUUUUAUACAUGUGAUAAUGAUAGUAGUAGUAAUAAAAUACAUUAGUCAGUGGCCCCGAUUCCUGCAAACACCGCCUAAUUUUAUUUUAAGUUAUAUCCGUCAUUUUCAUACCCGUCGAAAAGGAAAGGGACGGAUGAUUCACAGCUCUUAAUUUUAGGAAGAAUGAGUAAAUGAAUGUGUCGGGUUAUUGACUGAUGUAAAAUUUUUAGACGGUUGGUUUAGAUUUGUGCUUAAAAUUGACGUGUGUUCCAUAAAUUUUAUGCUUGUCAAUUACCCGUCCCUUUCCUUUUCGGCGGAUAAGAAAAUGACAGAUAUAACUUAAAAUAAAAUUAGAUGGUAUUUACAGGAAUUAGCACCAGUAAUUCACUUAAUUUUCAAUAAUAAAAUUUACGUCCUUGGAAUGUUGGAGAUACCAAUUGAAUGGUAACAUUUACGUCAUCAAGGGCUAGCAAUGGCGGCUUGUCAGAGGAUUGAGCAUUGAGCAUACCUGGUCUUCUUAUAACGUGAAUAAGGCGACGUUUUACAUCUUGUUAAGCCUUGCGGCGGAGCGCUGAGCGCUUCACUCUUUAACGAAUAAUGCGAAUAAUUAUAAUAAUCGGGACCGUCUUGGUAAGUUAGCAAGAAAUAUAGUCGACGGUCCCAGCAUGACAUUGUAAAUGUUCUCAAAGACUUUAGUUUUAUAAAAGUGACUAUGAGUGACUCGAUUUCAAUGAAAUCUGCUGUAAAUAAACGAAUAAUUGUAAUUUAAACAUAAAAGUAUUUUGAAAUAAACUUUUGUGAUAUUACUGA
Molecule: messenger RNA, 3267 nt
Organism: Pectinophora gossypiella (pink bollworm)
Lineage: Eukaryota; Metazoa; Arthropoda; Insecta; Lepidoptera; Gelechiidae
Gene: cbc
Product: protein CLP1 homolog
Exons: 9
Coding region: 142-1404 (420 amino acids)
Biological process (GO): tRNA splicing, via endonucleolytic cleavage and ligation
Cellular component (GO): nucleus; mRNA cleavage factor complex
Molecular function (GO): polynucleotide 5'-hydroxyl-kinase activity
Source: RefSeq, a predicted model, not a curated record